Molecule: messenger RNA, 495 nt
Organism: Lasiosphaeria miniovina
Lineage: Eukaryota; Fungi; Ascomycota; Sordariomycetes; Sordariales; Lasiosphaeriaceae
Exons: 1
Coding region: 1-495 (164 amino acids)
Source: RefSeq, a predicted model, not a curated record
AUGCACCUGUCCCGGGUCCUCUCUGUCUCGGUCUUUUUUGCUGCCACGGUCUUUGGAGGGCCGACCCCGGAGAAAUCAGGCAAGGCCGUCCACAACAGCAAGGCAGAGGGGCGCACGUGGUGCCCCGGGAACUGGCUGCGCAGCAUUGCCGACGUCGAGGCUGCCAUGAGUGAUUUGUCGAUCUACUGUGAGUACUUCUCCCGUGUCAACACCCCGAUCGUCGAAACUAAGCAAAAGACACCAGGCGACAAGGGCCACAAGAUUGGGGGUAAACAGACGUUAAAGGAUGUUACCAACACGGCGCAGGUGCACAUCUGCAACCUCCUGGACACGCCGAUUCUCUGCUCGGGCGACAUGAUCAACAGCGCGCGGGCCGCAGUCAUCCAGGCCUGCGGCAAGACGCCCUCGGGCAGUUACCUGGCCGGUUACUACUAUGACGAAGGCAACACAUACACCAUUGGCUUCAACAAUUACGGCGAGAAGGUUGACUGCUAA